Molecule: messenger RNA, 1395 nt
Organism: Thlaspi arvense
Lineage: Eukaryota; Viridiplantae; Streptophyta; Magnoliopsida; Brassicales; Brassicaceae
Source: the annotation of a GenBank genome assembly
AUGGUUACCGGCGAAGAAGGUUUGCUGACGCAGCUCUUGAUGGAUAACCAUGGUGGCUCUAGAGCUUCUGAUUUGAGCAUUGAGGAUCUGAUGCAUGAAUAUUUAUCUCGACCGCCACAGAUAGCUGAAUGGUUAUGGUGUAUCGAAUAUGUAGCCAAAUUCGUUAAGGAUAUACGCUGCAUACUCGGUUUGAUGAACAUGGGGUAUCAAAACUCAAAUGACUAUGGGAGGAGGAUUAAUGAAGUCCUGUCUCUUAGAGUCUUGGAGUUCUUGUUUGAUCCAAGCAAGAAUGGUGAUGCUACGAGCCUCGCCGUUGCUUCAGAGGCAAAAUUUGAGUUUGAUUUGUCUUUGAGCAACGCUGAUGUUCUCAGAGCUAUUCUGAGAGAGAUUCCAGUAUCAGAGCUACGAGCAGGCAUGCCGGAGCUAUCCAAAUUCAAUGUUGUUCCGUUUAUUGCUCACAAGAACAUGUGUUUGCCGCAAUGUGCGCUUGAGAAGCUGAAAGAUAUGAGUUUAACGGAGAAUCAGCCAAGUGUAGCUCCUUCCAUGGAAGCAAAUGAUCCUGUUUUUAGAGAUGAUGGACCAGUGAACAUGGAUACAUGCGAGGAUGAGCCGAUAGAUGAGCAGCAAGUGCAUAUUGGUUUGGAACAAAACAUAAACGAGAAGGAUAAAGUAAUUCUCAUCGACGAUGAAGAUGAGCCAAUGCACACCAACCAAAAAGAUGAAGUAGUUGUGAUCGAUGAAGAAGACACAGAGAAUGAUCAAGACAUGGCCGGUGAAGCCAUUAGCAACGGUAAUACUAGUGGUGAGACCUCUCCUCCAAGCUCAAGCAGAUGGGCAGAGGAUGCACGUGUGAGAUGUACAAAAGAUGGAACCUGGCUAAUCAGUGGGAGCGAUGAUGAUGAGUCAGACUUGGCCAAGAAGGAUGCAAGCUCCUGCACAAGACCCGCGAAUGUGUGCUGGAAAUGUGGAAAAGAAGGGACGUUGUUGAUAUGUAGCAGAAGCGAGUGUGCAUCAAAAGUUCACAAGGAGUGCUUGAUUUGUCCGGUUAGCGUUGACGAAGACGGGAACUUUCACUGUCCUGUGUGCUGGUAUGCUCGAGUCGUUUCAGAGUACUUAGACUCUCAGAAAUUGAUGAGCUCUGCCAAGAGAAAACUGGCGAAGUUUAUGCCGCUACUAUCAACAAGAAGCAAGAGAGUCAGACUAGAGCAAUCUAAAACUCCCUUGUUCUUGGUAAAUUUUGGGUAGAAGACGAGUUUGGGAAGAAAAGUGGAGUAAUUUUCUUUGUUCAUGUCUUGAUGUAAAGAACCGGAGAUGCGAGGGGUGAUAUGUAAGAACAUAAAGUUAAGGGUGUGAAUCGUUAUUAUUUAAACUGGCGGGGCAUGCAAAAACUUCACG